Messenger RNA from Gopherus evgoodei (Goodes thornscrub tortoise), 1198 nucleotides. Its product is annotated as OX-2 membrane glycoprotein-like. Gene Ontology annotation, biological process: negative regulation of macrophage activation; regulation of immune response. The transcript is spliced from 5 exons. Gene Ontology annotation, molecular function: cell-cell adhesion mediator activity. Bases 22 to 963 code for a protein of 313 amino acids. Lineage: Eukaryota; Metazoa; Chordata; Testudines; Testudinidae. The record is from RefSeq and is a predicted model, not a curated record.
CUGGUUGAUCUCACAGCUGAGAUGAUGUUCACAUGCAUUUUCUUUUCUUGGAUCUGGGCAAUGGCAGCAGGCUCACUGCAGGUAGUUCAUAGGAAGGUCCAAUCAUCCAAGACUGGAGAAAAGGUUACUUUCCACUGCCAGCUUGUCAUGGAUCAUGAAGUGCUGCAAGUCACCUGGCAGAAGGAGAAUGGAGAAGGCAAAGGCAACAUAGCAACCUACAGCAGGAUUAAUGGCCACAGAAUCCUGGGUAACUAUAGCAGCCGUGUGAACUUCACCCAGAGCGAGCUGACGGUCUCUGCCAUUACUGUUCAUGCAGUCACUCUGCAGGACGAAGGCUGUUACAGAUGUAUUUUCAACACAUUUCCCAUGGGAUCCAUUACAGGCAGGACAUGCCUCAAGGUUUACGCAAUAUCGGAGCCCAGCCUGGAGGCCAAGCUUGUGUCCAGUCCAGAAAAUGGUGAGGAGAAGGUGCUGGAAAUAAGCUGCUCAGUAACAGGGAAACCAGCUCCAAUGAUCAGCUGGAACUUGUCCCAUCACCUUCAGGAGGAGCCAGGACAGUAUCUCAUCAAUCACUCAGACCAGACUGUGACUGUUAUCAGCAAUUUCACACACGUCCCCUCCAGAAUUCACUGGGAGAACCUAGCUGGCUGUGUGAUCCAACAUCCACUCCUAAACGUGACGCUGACUCUGUCCAAGGAUGGGCAGGUCCAGGGCCAAUCAGCAGCAGUCGACACUGUAACAAUCUACGUAUUGGUUGCUUUGAUUCCCUUGGGGCUCUUGUGCAUCUGCUUCUGUAUCUUGUUCAUCUGCUGGAAGCGACACCACCAAAUGGAUAGAAACAAAGCUGACCUAUGUUGGGUUCUUCCCAUAUGCACCAAGGACAUGAGGCAUGGACAGUGCACAAAAAAUGAUAAACAAGGCCCUGACAAGCUUCCUCCCUUAAAAGCCCUCUUGGACAGAUGAACACCUAGUGUUGGAAGAACUUUGCCUAACAAUGGUGAAAUGAAAACAGUGCUGGAUUUGGAUGUGUGAAACUGAUGUCUAGCUGUACUUGUAACAUCUCAGACUGCCGCAUGAAUCACAUUACGUGCAACUUGCCAUGUUUUAUACAAAAAAAAACAACCAAAACCCCACAAAAUAUUUUGUAACAUCUAUUUAUGUUUGAAUAAAUGAGCCAAUAAGGGUAGUUGUAUAUAGA